Molecule: messenger RNA, 5838 nt
Organism: Centropristis striata (black sea bass)
Lineage: Eukaryota; Metazoa; Chordata; Actinopteri; Perciformes; Serranidae
Gene: elmod3
Product: ELMO/CED-12 domain containing 3
Exons: 13
Coding region: 834-2063 (409 amino acids)
Source: RefSeq, a predicted model, not a curated record
ACAAUUCCCAUGAUGCACUUGAAAUUACCGUGGCCACUGGACGGGGGAAGGGAAGCUGAGAUUGGAGGGAGAAACAGUCAAAAACUGAGUUUUCAGAUAUUGUGUACAUAUGACAGCCCCUCCUCAGGACUCUGACCGGACAAGAACUCUAUCCAUGACCCACAUCUCACUGGACACCUUCACUUCUUACUUUGGACGUGUUCUGCUGUUUCAUGUGCGGCUGAAGACAUAACACAGCUUUGGUGCAAGUGAAUUAAACUGCAACUGUACUAGAACCUCUGGGUGCCUACUGGAUUUUGUCUUCAGUGCCAAAGUGAUGAAGUGUCUCGGACGGGGAGAGCCCAGCCCUGAAAAGCAAUGUCAUUAUCCAGCUUCUGUGCAUGUCUGAUGGGGCUGAGGAGUGGACCCACUGGCCAAGCAGAUCUGUGGAGGAGAGGAAGGAGGCAGGUUUCCAGGAAACUUGUGCAUUGAUGGAUUUCCUCCUGUCAGCUCUUGUAGACUGAUACCUGCACAUUCUUGUCAGCUUACUCACUCAAGUUUAGACUUAAGAAUAGCUAGUAAAACCGCACCAAUCAUCGAUAUUACGCAGAAACAAGAAUAUGAUUUCUUCUGCCAGUGACAGUUUUUGGAAAUCAUACUGGUGAUUGUGGAGUUCUCCGUGUAUAUGAGGAGAAAAGGAGAAAAGCUUACAUCCUUGCAGUCACUACAAAUGUGCACUACGGAAACCAUGGUGGUCCUCGCAUCAGCUCCUCAGCCCAUCUCAGUCCACGACUACAGAAGCCUUUAGAGGCCAGGAUCAGGAACACGCUCGCCAGCCAACACACUCAUAUGCAAUGGAAGAAGACAUUGAUGUCACAUCCCACACUGAGGGCCUGAAUGGAUUGUCCCAUGAAUGUAAACCAUUAGAGGAUAUCACCAAUGGACACUCCAACCAUAAGCCUGUCAUGAACGGACUGAUAAUUAGUCAUAAUGUCAAAGACCACACCAACGGCAGCGCACCACUCAGAUCCCUGCCGAUUUCAGCACUGAAGCAGAAUGGUCUUUUGCAGACCCUGGCAGCCGGAGGGGACCAGCCUCAGCCUGCAGAGGAAAAUGAGGAGUUGGAAAAGGCCAGAGAGGAGUGGGAGGCUCUGGAGAACGUCCCACAAGCUCUCACCGAGGACACAAACCCAACCCCGCUCAUCUCCUUCAAUGAAGCCCUGCAGUACUUCCAGACCACAGACCUCGGGGACUUGCUGAAGAACAUCCAGCCAACCAUUCGCAGGACAGGUCUGGCCGCGAUCACACACUUCCUCUUCGGACCUCCACGGCUGCACAGGGAACUCCUGGAGGAGAGGGAUCUGGUCUUUGCCAUCGCACAGUGCCAUGUGGACAACAGCCAAACAGUCCACAUGCGUGUCCUCCAGACCAUUUAUAAGAGGCUGAUUGGCAGCAGGUUGGACUGUCCUCGCUUUGGGGGUCACUGGGAAAACAUCGGCUUUCAGGGUACAGACCCAGCCACUGACCUACGUGGCACGGGUUUCCUGGGACUGAUGCAUACGUUGUACUUUGUGAUGGACCCAGAAACUCUACCGCUGGCUAGAGACAUCUACAAGUUAUCACAACACCCGACACAGAACUUUCCAUUCAGUGUGAUGUCAAUCAACAUGACCCGCAUCGCUCUGCAAGUACUCAGAGAGGAAGCCUUGUCCAAGGAGUGUAAUCGUCGUCAGCAAGUGGUUGGUGUGCUCAACGAGUUCUACGUUGCCACGUAUCUGCAUCUGUACCAACUGUGGAAGACCCAACAGAAGACCAUUGUUGACUCUGGCUUUGUACUAAAAGAAGUGGAGCUGUUUGCCAAAAAGAACCCCAAGCAGAUGCUGCGCCGACUAGAGGUCUUCCUGAAAGAGAGGCGGGCAGGUGGAAUCCCCCGUGGGACAUCGCCAGACCCUCAGGCCCAACAGCCCUCUCCCAGCCUGGGGGCCAGAGCCGGGCCGGGACAGGGGAGCAAAGGAAAGGAGAUGCACUUCACAGGAGUGUGUGAUCUACCGCCAGACAUGGAGGGAGAGGCCAGACUCAUCUAAGCUAGACUCUGUGUGUCUGUGUGUGUCUGUGUGUGUGUGUCUGUGUGUGUGUGUGUGUGUGUGUGUGUGUGUGUGUGUGUGUGUGUGUGUGUGUGUGUGUGUGUGUGUGUGAGUGUGAGUGUGAGUAUAUCUAUCAUGGUAUGUGCGAGUACUCUCAGAGAGCUAGAACCCCACCAGUCCCUGAACUAGGACCUGCUAUGUGAACCUAUUCAAACACUUCCACUCCUUCCACUGAUGCUGGGGUGCUGCACUUUGAUCAGAUUAAGCUUUGGGGCUCUUAUAUUUGAGUUAUAUUUUCUUUUCUUUUCUUUUUUUUUUUAUCAGUGAUUAAUUUAUUUUUUUUAAACAGAGAACAGUCAAAUAUAGAGCUAAAGCAGGUCAGAAACACAAAGUGAUUGUUUGCACUUUUCUGCGGAUUAAGUAGCCAAAUUGAUAGCUGUCCAAUUCUUGUGGUUAAACUCUUACCUUACUAAACCUUGCCUAGGAGUCCAAAACGUACACACUGAGGAUCUCUCAGUCAGGGUGUUUUAACAUUGCAGAGAGGGGGGAAGCAAUGCACGGAGCAGCUUCUGAACAGGCUUGACGUUCUCUCUCGCUCCAAGAUACAGCUCUGUCACACGGGCACGCUAACAGCUCACAAUGCACACUAAAGGGCAAAAUUGUCAAACAUAUUGUUAAAUGCUCUGUUAGCUUUAUGGUGAUAAGACAGAAAUGAACCAGUUCCAACCCCUGCUGCAGAGCAAACAGAAGCAGCUUUUCUCUCAGCAUGAGUGGAGAGCGGCAGAUAGAAAACCCGGGGAGGUUACAGAAUUCUUUGAGCAGGAAUUGCCAGUAAACGCUGUUCUCAAAUAUCUCACGCAGUAGACUUUGGAUGCAGCUUGCUUUGAAGGUCUGAUCACUUUGCAUUCUCUAUUAGAGCGUGAAUGAAGUAUACGUCAUGUGAAUGGACACUCAGUCCAGAUGUUUGGAGGUAUAUCUAGUUGUUGGUGUACUCAUGGUGUCUGUUGCCAGGGGUCAGAUAGACUAGGUGCAGAGCCCCCACUUAAUAUGGGGGGGAUAUAUUUUAAAUAAUUUAAAAAAGAAAAUAACUAUUAUAGUCCUUUCUGAAGGGACAACUGUCAUAACGUCCCAGUUAUGUAUAAAAAGCAUUUCAGAAGUUUGUCAUUAAAUCGAUGGCUGGGUGACCGUGAGAAGGAUUUUUGUUAAAUUCCACCAGAACGUCUGGAAAUCUUAUGAAUUCUCAAAUUUUCACGGUUAAAGCCAAGGAGACACUUCAUAACAGUCUGUGUGCUUGGCUAAAAUCGAAGGUCUGGUAUGAGCUUUCUCUACAUUCCGUUAUAAAGCAUGUGAUUGUAAUUUUUUUUGACCAGUUAAAAAUUUUAUUCCUGUGUGUGUGCGUGUGUGUGUGCGUGUGAAAUGAAAUGAAUGAGCUGAUAUUGAUGAAGGGUGCCUCUCCUCGGAGAUGUAUGGUACAGUAUGCAAUCCCAGCUCUCACUCAAUGAUAAUCAAAACGAUAGUGCUGUGUGACGAUAGAAAUCGUUCCUUACUUCAGGGUUUGUGCGCUUGUGCGAGUGUUUGUAUGGACGUGUGUGUGCUUGUGUGUACGUGUGUGUCGUAUGACAGGAACUGACUACAGAUGGGGAGCUUUCCUCUGCACACAAUAAGCCAGCUUUACUAAGUACUUGAUCCAUCAAGCUGCAAAGACGGUACUUUUGUCAUUUUAAAAAUGGUACAUAACAUUUCUUAGGACAAGAUUUAAGUCUAAAACAAAGAACACAUACUUUGGUUUGCUUUUUAAAAAAGAAAAACAUGUUGGUUCUGGACAGAGCUGGAGUCAGCGGCUCUGUGGCCUGGGAUGGGUGGAGCUGCUCAGCAAAGCUGGUUCCUGCUUUGUGCUAAUGUGAAACCGUCUCCCAUCGUCGUAGUCUCAAUCUGUAGCAUGUUCAGGUAGCACUAGUACUGUAGCAUCCUAUAGCCUCCUCUUCGUAAAGCUUGUUGAUGUCAUGUCUCAGUUACAGUCCGUAGUGUCAAUGAGUGCGCAAACUGUUACUACUAUAGCACAUUUAUUUCGUAUUUGCAUUAAGCCUCCUUCAGUAGACACACAUUUAGGUGGCGCAGCGUAUGUUUUGGAGAGAUGCGGGAUAGGCUUGACAUGUUAUUGAGCUCAACCAUGUCUUCUAAGAAGGUAACAGUAAAAACGGUGCCUACAUCCAGUGGAGCCAUGUGGGGUAGAGCGCUGGUUUGUCCUCGCUUUCUUUUUUUUUUUUUUCAUUUGAACCACCGUGCCACAGUAGACUUCCUCCAUUCAUGUAACGCAGUAAACAGAGUUGACGUGACCCCCCCCCCCCCCCCCUAAAACAUGCAGGCCUAACUAACGGAUAUAUACAUAACAGGCAUGUACAUUUUCUAUGUCAACAUCUACUCGGAUAGUUGUACUUUGCCAUCUUCCCCAUAUAACUUCAAAAACAAGCUGAUGUAGUUUAGCCAAUUGUUUGCGAGUGUUUUGAUUGAACAGGAAAAUUUGCACUGUUGUAGAUAUUUGAUAGUAUGUGUGAUGUAUGCAAGAGGAAACAGGCCAUCUUCAAUAGCCAUAAUGUUCAUUAUCGCCCACCUCAUGACACAGGCUUCGUGGAGUCCCCUCCUCCCUCUAAAAAAAAAUAAAAAAUAAAAAUAGCACCAUGGAUAUGAUCUCACAUUUAGUUUUAUUAAAUUUUAAACUGAGGAGCAGUACAGUGUAUGUAAAUCAGGAAGUUUGUAUAUAGAGAAUUAAUGAUUGUAACUGUAUGAUUGUCUGUAGGGCAUUAUACUGAAACACAUUGCUUACCUCAAGACUUGAGACAAAUCUCUCCUUUCUCUCUCCUGAUGUUUGUUUGGCCUCUCAGUCAGACUCUAUCUUUUUAUGUUUCCUUGUACCUAGGCCUUCUCUCAUACCAAUUGGACAUGUUAUAUAAUGUAUAUUCAACACCUGAAGCACUACAUAAUAGCAAACUAACACAAAAGCUGGUAAAUGUUAUGUGUAUUCUAUUUAAAGACACAUUUAUAGACACUAUAAAGGCCCACACACACACUCGCUCUGAUACACAUCUGCAGACGAUAAAAUCCUCUUUAAAACGAACUAUAAUUGGCUCAUGUUUACCAUGUUUGAAACAAGCUGGUUUUCUUGUGGCUUCAGUGAUAGUACAGUAUUCGUUUGCUGUGUUUAAGUGUUUGAUGUCAGGAAAACACUCAGAAACAAUCCAGUCUUUACAGCUACAGUCACAAACAAACGGUUCAAUAUAUGAUUGUAAAGAUAUAGGCUUGAUUAGCAGUCAUAAUACGGUGUAUGCUUUGACCUUGGUAUAUAUUCAGUAUCCAAACAAGGCCUGAUUUAUCCUCUCAUAUUACCAAAAGUUAUAUUUUCAGCAGUUGUAAUAGAUCAUAUUCUUAUGCGUUUGAUCAUCGUUUGGAAUCUCCUCAGUUGUGAAACCAGAACCAAGAGAAAAAAAAAACACACGGGUUCUUGCAGGAUGUCGGAUGCUCUGAGAGGUGUGGUGUGAAGUUCUGCUUCCUACAGCAGCAGCUCGGCAAAUACAAUCACUUCUCUCAAUAUCCUGCGCUUUAUAUGAAGGUGUUUUACUGUUGCCGUCGUCGUCAUGUCCCUCAGAGCAUUUUAUGACUGUACCUUGAUUGUAGAAGCCCUAUUUUAUACUGAGAGUUAUUUCAGAAUACAGUAUGUGCUGUUGUACAUUAAAUGUAUUGUAUGGAGAAAGCUAAAUAAAUGCUGUUUAAAAACUAA